Chondrus crispus (carragheen) is the source of this 1766-nucleotide messenger RNA. RefSeq lists its product as hypothetical. Gene Ontology annotation, molecular function: DNA-binding transcription factor activity. Lineage: Eukaryota; Rhodophyta; Florideophyceae; Gigartinales; Gigartinaceae. The transcript is spliced from 2 exons. Bases 1 to 1524 code for a protein of 507 amino acids. Gene Ontology annotation, biological process: regulation of DNA-templated transcription. The record is from RefSeq and is a predicted model, not a curated record.
AUGUCGACGACCCACCUGCGCAUGCCGCCCCACCUGCAGCGCACGGCCCCACUGGCGACGCUAGUCGUCGACGCAGACGCGCCGUCGUGGGCCGUGUGCCGCACGGGCCUGACGCUGGACCGCGGCACGAUCCCGGCCAUGUUCAAUUCGCGCUCGGACCGCACCAUUUUCCGCCUGCCCGAGAGCAACCGCGCCGUGCGCGACUGGCUGUACUCCCGCCCGUUCGUCGAGGCCCUGGGCAACGACGCCUUCGAGAACGCCGCCAUCGAGUCCUCCACCAUCUUCCGCAUGCACCCCAUCGACCCGCACGACCCGUCCAUUAAGAUUUCCCCCACCGUCAGCAGCCACUGGCUCAUGGUCCCGUUCCAGAGCAUCAACGGCGUCACCAUCGGCCUCGUCUACCUCGACGUCCUGUACGAGCGCCCCGAGGAGGAGCUCCGCGUCCCCCCGCUCCCCGUCGGCAAGUUUGCCAUCGAGGACGCCACGGGCGAGGUCUUCGUCACCGCCUGGGGCGACGACAUCAUGAUCAUCGGCUGGAUCCAGAGCAUCAUCAAGUGCGAGCGCGUGCGCGAGCUCCUCAUGUUCAGGCCCCCGCCCCACGACGCCCAGCCCCCGACUGAACUGCUGCGCCGAAACUCGUUCUACGAGCGCCGCGCCUGCCACCUAUGCGGCCACGGCGACCACAUCUCCGGCCUGCCGGAGCCGUGCACGGGCGUGGGCCCGGUCGCCCGCCCGGCCCCGUUCUUGGGCGGCCCCAUGCCGCUCACCAACAUCGCCACCCUGUACCGCCGCUUCCGCGGCGCCUACUUUGGCGUCUGCAUCAAGACGUCGUACGCCAAUAACCGCAUGACCGACCAGGUCCGCGUGCCCGUGUUCUGCGACGUGCGCAAGAGCCUGUCUCCCGUGCGCGAGCGCUUCAAGAUUAACCUGCGCAAGAACGUGCAAUUCUCCUUCGACAGCCCGCUCACAAACACGCUCUUCGGCCUAAGCCCGCGCUCGUCGUCGCGCCUCUUCAUCUUAAACAGUAACAAGCCCGUCUCGUCGUCCCUGGCCAUCAUGGACUCGUCCAAGCGCAAGCGGCGCAGGCGCGACAACUGCUCCACUGCAGACCGCAUGGACGUCUGCUCGCCCAUGUCCAUCGUCGGGGACCACGACGGCAGCAUAGCGUCGUCCGAGCACAGCGAAUCGCCGUCUAGCCGGCCGUCGCACACGCGGCGCAGGGCGGGGAUCGACGAUAUGGACAGGGGCACGACGGCGUUUCAGAGGAAGCAGCGCAACCGACAGGCGGCGGAAAAGUCCAACCAGAAAAGGAAGGAGAGGCUAGAGAAGCAGAAGCGUGAGUUGGAGGACCUGAAAAUGAAAAGGCAGAAGCUAAUGUGGAGGCAAAAGGAGCUGCAAGAUGAAAACGCCAACCUCAAAGCCCUCGUAAGUGCCCCGAGUAUAGAAGACGCAAUGCAAAAUCCAUUUAUGGACGUCAUGGACGACGGUUGGAACGCGUUGGACCAGCCAGAAGAAUGGCUAUAGCUUGUAGGUUGCCAUUUGCACUAGUUUAUUCAUAGGUGUGGAUACAUUUCCUGCCUUUCCUUCCUUCCUUCCUUUAAGGGCCAACACUGCACUUUGAGCAACGCGCAGUGGGGGUUCGGGGCUGGGGUAGAGGUAGAGUCGCGGAAGGGGGGAGGGGACAGGUAGAAAGUGCUAUCGUUGUGAUAGUUUUUUGUACUGUAUGUAGAGGGAGCAGUGUGGAAGAAAAUGUUGAAAUGCUUGUA